Messenger RNA from Diachasmimorpha longicaudata, 1712 nucleotides. RefSeq names its product adenosine 3'-phospho 5'-phosphosulfate transporter 2 (gene Papst2). Lineage: Eukaryota; Metazoa; Arthropoda; Insecta; Hymenoptera; Braconidae. Bases 392 to 1459 code for a protein of 355 amino acids. Gene Ontology annotation, molecular function: 3'-phosphoadenosine 5'-phosphosulfate transmembrane transporter activity. Gene Ontology annotation, biological process: transmembrane transport. The transcript is spliced from 4 exons. Gene Ontology annotation, cellular component: Golgi membrane; endoplasmic reticulum membrane. The record is from RefSeq and is a predicted model, not a curated record.
ACGAAAUUUUGCGGUUGAAGCCGCGCCAUAAGUGUCAACGGUCUCUCCUGUAAUCUCUGUUAGUGUGAAGUAAAAAACAUUGAGAAUCCAGCUCUCCUAAAUGCCGGAUAAUUAUUUAAAUGAUUACCAAAAAAUACUUUGUUACCUUAUUACAUUGUGAGUCACGUAAUAACCACUGUUUACAUUCAAAAUUGGAAAGUUCUGGGGAAGUCAAUUAUUGAGAGAGCUUUUGACGAAUGGGAACAAAAAAAUGAUGACCAUAUUGGUCUAUCGUCUACGAAGAGAUUAAAUAAAUUACUCUACCAAAUUGAAGACAUCUUGAGAUUCUCAUAUACCCCACAGAAUUUUUAAUUCUCAAUUGAACAUAAUUUUAGAAUAAACUUUUAUUGCCAUGAAUUAUAAUAAAAUAUACUCUGAGGAUGAGGCCAAAGAUAAUUCGAUAAAACUUCUUUGCUUUAACUUGACAAAGUACAGUGAAAGAGUGAGAUUCAUCUGCUGUUCAAUAGGAGUAUUUUUUUUCUACCUUCUGUAUGGAUACCUUCAGGAGUUGAUAUUCACAUUGGAUGGAUUCCGACCCUAUGGUUGGUACUUGACUCUCAUACAAUUCGCCUACUACACAUUAUUCGGAUGGCUGGAGUGCAAAUUGAAAGGGAUAAAACGAAGAAUUCCCCUAUCGACUUACAUGAUGCUUGCCCUGCUCACACUAGGAACCAUGGGCUUCUCCAACUCCUCACUAGAAUAUUUAAACUACCCCACCCAAGUGAUAUUCAAGAGCUGCAAGCUCAUUCCCGUGCUCAUCGGUGGAAUCAUCAUUCAAGGAAAACAAUAUGGACCCUUGGAUUUCCUAGCUGCUGGCCUCCUCUGCAUCGGGCUAGUUCUAUUUACCCUAGCCGACAGCAUGGUAUCCCCUCGCUUCAGUAUGAUCGGAGUGGCCAUGAUCAGCUGUGCUCUCCUGUGCGAUGCAAUUAUUGGAAAUGUGCAGGAGAAAACCAUGAAACAGCACAAGGCAACCAAUACCGAAGUUGUACUUUAUUCAUAUUGUCUAGGAUUUUUCUAUUUAUUAGUGAUUUUGAUUGUUACUGGGGAGCUUCAAAAGGGUGCUGCCUUCUGUUCUGAUCAUCCCAUGGAGACAUACGGCUACGCCCUCUUAUUCUCCCUAAGCGGUUACCUAGGAAUUCAAAUAGUGCUGACGCUUGUGCAAACUAAUGGAGCAUUCGUGGCAGUGACGGUGACGACCUGCCGAAAGGCAAUGACAAUUCUGCUGAGUUUUCUUUUCUUCUACAAACCUUUUACAAUGCAGUACGUAUGGUCAGGUAUGAUAGUGCUUCUGGGAGUCUACCUGAAUGUCCACAGCAAGCAGCGAGGAAGUGGAAUCAAUGUGAAAGGUCUCUUAGUCGCCUUCCAGCAGUGCUGGUCAAGGCACAAUAGAAUUCAACAGCAAUUGAUGACAAACGUGUGAUAAUUUAAAUAAAUCAAAUUUUCGACAAAUUUAUAUUGUUUGUUAUGGAAUGCCUUUAUUAAUUAAUUCAUCGAUGAUGAAAGUUUACACAAUAACAGACAUUGGGCUAGAGCUAAUAUAAUUAACUAUAAAAAAGCAAACAAAAAGAAGAUUAUCCAUAAGAUAUGGGAAAUUGUCGAAUGAUUUAUGAUCGAUUGUUGUCGGGUUGCUCAAAAAAAAAAGAAAAAAGAAAUGAUUGAGGAGAAUUUAUUUA